AUGAGUAGCCAACUUCCUAUCGCAGGGGGGAUAUUUGCGAAGACAAGUUUGUUUGUUCAGCAGACUAGCUGGGUCUCUGGCAAUACUUUUGUUGGAGCUUUUCAAUUUACUAAGUUGCCUAAUGAGAUUAAGGUGAAGAUUAUCGAAGAAUACAUCCAUAUGUGUUCUCCCCAUCUCUCUACUAUUAAGGAGACGGGGCGUAUACCAAUUACCCGGGACCUGAGGCAACAGGCUAAGCCUUCUCGCUUGUUGGAUCAUGCUAUCGCCUACGAGCUUGAGGAUUCUCUCUAUACCUCUCUUCUGGUUUCAAAGGCGUGGUAUAUUAUGGUAGCUGGAUACAUGAUAAGGGGUAUGGUUUAUAUUGAUGGACAGUUCAAUUUGCAACGCCUGUUGCUCUUUGAGAAGCGUUGUCAUGGUUUCAGUUUUAAUUCAUCUACGGAGAAGUUGGUGUCUGACAAGCCUGCAAAGAUCUACACCUUUGGAGUCAAAUAUUAUCUCCCAGGACCAGGAUGUGGGAAUCAGAAUGGUUGGGCCACUGAUGAGAUUCUUGGCACUGCAUACUAUUUCGAUUGGCAUGGCGAGGGGCCUUGGUGGAAACGUCCCUUGCCAUGCUCUGUGGAUACUCCUAUGUCGGGUAUCUGUCAUGCUUCAAAGGAAUCCGAGGCAGGUGAUUGGUUUUCUAUACCGGAUUGGGUUCGGGGAGGUAGUCCUAAUAUCAGAGGGCAUCUCAACCAUAGCGACAGCUCUAUGGAUGGUUCUCUUGAUGGCUCUAUUAUUGAUUUUGGGUCUAUUGUUGAUGACCUAUCUGAGUCUAUUGAGAAUAGUGAUGGAUCUGAUGAAAAUAGUGAUGGUGCAGGCAUGGAUGCUGAGUUGGAUGACUGUGAGUUUUUUCUUUUUCUUUUUCCCUUCCUAGCUCUAUUGAAUACAAUAGUCAUAAUAUACAGUUUGUGAAGCUAACCAAGAUACUAAAACAGACCCUGAACCUGGAUCCUUUCUUGAUCGUGCAAAAACAUUGAUCUUGGGGCCGGGUGUUUCCAAAAUCCACAAGUCCGAUGUUGCUCACUGGGUUUCUUCUUUUGACCGCAGACAACUUCCUCAUGAUCCUCGGGAGAAGUCCUUGAACGCAAUUUAUUAUCGUCUCCCUGCAACUCACCUUCUCCACAGGAUUCUGGGCAAGUCGGGUAAGCCAUCAAAUGUUGAGAAUCUCGUAAUUUCAGGACACAUCUGGGGUAAGUUUCCUGGAAAAUACUAAUCUCAGGGAAGAAGUCUUAACUAAUCUAUUGAGUAGCAAAUCCCUGGCUCUUUAUGCCUAGGCCUAUAGACUCGGAUCUUAGAUUUUCUAAUCUUACCGCUCUGACUCUGUCCGUGCCUUUUGAAUUCACUGAAGAGGAUUCCCCUAUGCGAAGCCUUCGUUACUUUCAAGCUCGGUGCGCAGACAGACAUCUGUGCACCCUCCUGACCGGGCGGCGGCAUGUCCGUGAGGGGGAGCCUGAGGUGGUCGAGGAAGGCUCUACUUUCCUCAACACUCUUGAAUAUCUUCAUAUCAGAGGUCCAGGGGCACAUUGUUGCUCUGAGUUAUUUGAAGCCGGUUGGAAGAAACUGGAGUCCGUCAUCAUUGAACUUCCUACCACUGUUGCCAUAUGUGAGCCCAACGCGGGGAAAUUGAUUACGACUAUCGAAGAGAGAUUCUUGCAUCGCCUUCCGAAUACUGAGGUGCAGAUCCAGCUCCGAGCGAUUCUGGCCUCGAACGAUUCUGACUAUGGACACUAUUUCUGGAGACGUAUGGAGCAAGCUAUUCCGACGACGACCGCUUACCCGGGACAGGCAAGCCUGCUAGCUUACUCCACCAAUGGUGUCAAUCUUACUGUUUUCAACCGACACCCCGAGGAAACGGCCAUCGAUCGUCCUCACGAACAUUGGAUCGCGGCUAUCAAUAACAUGCAACGCGAGGAACGGCUUUUCCUAGAUGGGGCCAUUGAGUAUUUCAAAAGGCGCGACGGGAUCGAAGUUGGCACUAUGGUGUGGAACCACGAACAUAUCUGGAGGAUGGCUGAAAAUCAGGCCUUUGAGCUCGCCCUCGCCGAAGAGAGUGCUACUGCUGCUAGAAAUGCUGGCCAUAACCCUGUCACCGACGAAGACGACGAACCCGAUUCGAGGGAGCUUAGACUUGCCGCCGACAAUGAAUAUGACCGCCAGAAUCUGGAGUACGUGGAACACAUCCUCACGGUGUCGAAACAAGGCUUCGCUCCUCAGCGGUCAGAACCUUUCAUCUAAUGGCUUUGGGGAUUGUGUUGGUUUGGCAUGGACGGCGGUAGGGGAUUAUAAUGUGUGUGUAUGUGUGUGUGUGUGUAUGUGGGUUUUGGAGUGGAAACACAAUCUCUGUACGGUGCUCGUCUAGUACUUAUACUUUCCGGUUGUUUUUGAGUACCCGAUGUUUUUUUGAGUACCUGCUGUUUCUUUCUCUAGGUUGUUUCUUCUCAUUUCUACACCCAUGUAUCCUUUGGAGUGGAAACACAAUCUCUGUACGGUGCUCGUCCAGUACUCAUACUUUCCGGUUGUUUUUGAGUACCCGAUGUUUUUUUGAGUACCUGCUGUUUCUUUCUCUGGGUUGUUUCUUUCUUCUCAUUUCUACACCCAUGUAUCCCCCUCCGCUCUCUUUUUCGGUUUCUCCUCCAUGCCUUGCGAAACUAACCGCUAUCCUCUCUUUUCCUUUUUUUCUGUCCAUGACUUCAUAGUCUCUACUCUGUACUUAGGUACAAUAAAAGUGCUUUUUUGCGCAAAAUCUUAGU
This is a messenger RNA of Tuber aestivum (summer truffle), 2789 nucleotides long. The record is from the annotation of a GenBank genome assembly. Lineage: Eukaryota; Fungi; Ascomycota; Pezizomycetes; Pezizales; Tuberaceae.